Molecule: messenger RNA, 1263 nt
Organism: Symbiodinium sp. CCMP2456
Lineage: Eukaryota; Dinophyceae; Suessiales; Symbiodiniaceae
Source: the annotation of a GenBank genome assembly
AUGGCGGUGCUUGUGGUGGAGCACCUGAAAGCGCUGACGCAGCUCGCCACAGUCUUGGGGCCGGAGUCACACCUGCUGCAGCCCCACGUGUCGAAGCUGCUCCAGGUCAUCCUGCGAGCACAGGACCUGACCGUGCAGGACAGCUUGCGAGCUGCCGAGGUCCUGGAGAGCGGCGUCCUGCCUGAGCACCUGAAGGCUCGUCUGCGAACGGCCUUAGAAGAGCGACUGCGGUUGCCGAAGCGAGGCGGCAAGGUCCCUCGGCAAGACUGGUGCUCCAUGCCCUUAUACUUGCCGGGUGCGGUGAUGCGGACCCUGACCGGAGAGGAUGGCAUGUUUGUGAAGCUGGACCUGCUCAUGCAGUGGUUGCUCAGCGUGGGCCUUCGGGGCCCCACAGAGCCGACCCUCGGUGUCAUCACUGUCCUAGUGAACCUGUCCCAGAAACCGGCUUUGCUCCAUCCGCAAACAGGACAUGAUCUGUUUUUGCGAUGCAAAGCGAGAGCCAGGCUGUACCUAGACAAAGCCUGCCCUUGGUCCAGCGAGUUCGUGUCGGAGCUCCCUGCGGAUCCACGCGUGCUGCCGUGCCCAAAUGCCUUUUUCCACACGGCUCCGUCGCAGAUCGUCAUGCCACCGGUCUUCGCGGAUUUCCUUCUUCUCUGCAACAGCUUGCCCUUGCGAAGCAACCAUGCCUUGCUGCAAAAGGGUUCGAAGCUUAGCAAGAAGAGCUUGCAGUCUCUGCCCUCGUUUAGCGAGGCACCUCUCCCUGCGCUUGGUCCGCAACUCUCGCUACCAGCUCCGCCUGCACCGCCUCUCGUGCUGUCAGUGCCGACCGCGACAGAGCAGACCCAGCUGCAGAGGCCAGAGGCUGGGCCCUUCAAAGCCGUACUCGAGGAGGUUCGUGUUGCGGAGCCCCUGCUACUGCCGUCGGCUCCUGCUGCUGCGGAAAGCCAAGAAGAGGUGCAGCCAGAGGCGCAGCCCGUCGUGCAGCCGCCGGCUGCUGCUGCUGUGCAGAGGCAGCUACAGGUGCGGCCGGAGGCAGACAGUGCCGACGUGGACGCUUCCGAGAAGCCGCAGGCGAAUUCCAUUGCCAAGAAGCGAAGUUUGUUAGAGUGCGUAGAAGACAUGAAGAAGGCACGCAAGCAGCUGAAGUGUGGCAAGGAGGCUGCAGCUUCUGCGACGAAGCCCACCGAGAGCACGGAUCUGAACGUUGCGCCGACUCGCCGCUGCCGCGAGAAGACGGGGCCUGCGGCAGCCAAGCCCAAGCCG